Molecule: messenger RNA, 1143 nt
Organism: Parastagonospora nodorum SN15
Lineage: Eukaryota; Fungi; Ascomycota; Dothideomycetes; Pleosporales; Phaeosphaeriaceae
Exons: 2
Coding region: 1-1143 (380 amino acids)
Source: RefSeq, a predicted model, not a curated record
AUGCAAGCUGUCUCUUCUUCGCCAGCAGGCGCUAGGCCCUGCAACACCCUCCUACUCGUUACGUUUGCACUCCUCUCUGCAGCCGGAGCAUGGUUCAUGCGUGUUUCUCUCAUUCUUUACGAUGCCCCAAAAGACUUUCUCGAAGUUGUUCAAGCAGGCGUUUACCCUAAUGGGACGCCGAUCAAGAAAGACUACACAGGCCUCGCCCCUCUCGACGAAGGUCUCUCUUUCCUUGUUGCAGCAUUCCUUCCAGGAGCUGCUGGAUGGAACGAGACAUUUUACUGGCAACAGUUUCAUUUUCUGAUCCAAAUCACUGGUCUUAUCGCUAUCAUGAAUGUUGAGGCCUGCCGAGAGAGGAACAGUGCUAUUCUAAGCACCGCUGUCUGGGCUUUUGUUUACCAAAACGUAGGUGGUGCAGUGAUCAUCACACUCUGGAUGCUUCUUUUCCAUCGUCUUUCUGGCCGCAACUCAUACUUCCAGUCUGGCCGUGCUGUUCCUCUUCCGUAUGCUAAAGUCAUUCUACCCGGUACGAUUCUUCAGUACCUCAUUCCUACCAUCGCCAUUUUCAUCUCUGGGCAGUCCAUCACCAUGCUACAAGGAGUUCUUGCAUUCUGGCAAUUUGCUCCCGUCCUCGCCAACAUUCCACUGUGGUUCGUAUCGCCAUUCGUAUCCACAACGCCCGCUUCUGGAAAAACGAAGACUGCGGACAUCCGUCAUCUUAAAAUCAUCUACAACACCGUUUUCGUCAUCUCCGUCAUCUCACACUGGAUCACCAUCUACAAAGUCGCCAGCUCCGAGAAUCCUGAAGUCACCUUCGUUCGAGUGUUCCUGCCUAGCCGCGAGCAUUGGCUGACCUCAAUGAAUGAAGGUUUGCUUUGGAUCUUCCAAUGGGAUUGGAUCAUCUUUGCGGCUUGUUACCUCAUUUCUGCUUUGACCGCAAUUUAUGACAUCCAGCGCUUGGUGCCGGACAUUGACACUGAUCCUGAGGGUGAUAAGAUUUUCAAGGGUGUAUACAUGGUCGUGGCUUUGACGGUUCUGGGUGGUCCGGGUGCUGCACUUUCGGGUGUUUGGAGCUGGCGGGAAGAGCAACUCGCGGUUCUUGAGGAGCGCGCUGAAAAAGCCAGCCUAAAGAAGGCUACUUGA